This is a messenger RNA of Oldenlandia corymbosa var. corymbosa, 2151 nucleotides long. The record is from the annotation of a GenBank genome assembly. NCBI's taxonomy places the organism in Eukaryota, Viridiplantae, Streptophyta, Magnoliopsida, Gentianales, Rubiaceae.
AUGGAGGGCCAACUGCACCGAGCUUUGAGGUGCUUGUGUUCUAACACCGGGUGGAAAUAUGCUGUUUUCUGGAGGCUCAAACAUCGGGCACGAAUGAUGUUGACUUGGGAGGACGGAUAUUAUUACAAUGGUGAGAACCAAGAGACAAAGUGCCCGAGUGGUUCUGCGAGUAACUUGCAGGUUGGGCAAUGCUCACGAGAUCCUCUUGGAAUAGCUUUGGCGAAGAUGUCUUACCAUGUUUAUUGCCUGGGGGAAGGGGUUGUUGGGCGAGUUGCUGUUACAGGCCAUCAUAUUUGGAUUGCUACUGAUAAACUAGCAGUUGGUCUUGGUGCUGAAUUUGAGAAUGAUGGGUGGCAAGCACAGUUCUCAGCUGGAAUCAGAACCAUUGCUGUUGUGCCUAUUGUUCCUCAUGGAGUUGUACAGCUUGGCUCUUUGGAUAAUAUUGCAGAGGAUUUUGAACUGCUGAAUCAUAUCAAGGAUAUUUUUUGUAAGCUGCUAAAUUCUUGGGCUGGCGAGCCUUCAUAUCUGAAGCCUAGCUUCAUGGGAAAUUCUUCUCAGUCAGAUGUAACAAGUGUGACUUGGGGGUCAGCGUUUCAGCAUGAUUGCUUACAGCAUUUAGAUAGGAACAUCAAUGUGGAUGAAAAAAGUUCUUGGUCUUCUUCAUAUUCGUCUACUAUGAAAUCUGGUCAUAGUUUUUGCAACGUGUCUUUACCUCAGAGCUAUGAAAAUAAAAGGGUGGAUACAGUUGUUAAGCAUGAAGAACUGCAGAACUCAGAAUCACAUACUGGUACAAGUGUUAAUAUGCCUAUGCCAAUAUCUGAAAGUGGCUCAAUGGAGAAGUUGAACCACGAGGAGUUGAGGACAAGUGGAGACACCAAGUUUGAUGGACAAAAUAGUGGUUCUGGAGCCCUGUCAAGGAGUUCAGGAAAUAGGAUUGAGUCAUCGACAAACAACCUUUGCAGGAAAAACAAUUUGGGUGAUGGUGCUCCUUUUUCUGUGAAUUCAGACGUAGAAAUGUCUCACCAUAUUCCGGGAACCAGUUCUGCAGCUUUUAAUGUGGAAGGAGGGACAUUAUCUGUACCCAAGCUCCCCUCUAAGCAUCUGCAUGAAGAUCUUUCAGAUACGAUGCACAUGCCUUUGAGGUUUUGUGCAGGUUAUGAACUUCUUGAAGCACUGGGGCCUGCUUUCCAGAGACAAGACAGCCACUGUGAAUGGGAUGCAGAAAAAAAUGAAACUAUGAUGGCCGUCGAUGUUUCAGAAGGGGUGGGCAAUAGCAGCUUGUUAACUGUGAACACUGGGUCUGAGUAUCUUCUUGAUGCAGUGAUUGCUAAUGUUCCCAGAAGUGAUGGAAACAAAAGUGAGAAACCAUUUUGCAAAUCAGAGUUACCCUCGGAUCCUGAAAAGGUCGCAGAACCUAGCUCAAGUGACAUGGGAUCUAUAACCUCAGCUGGUUACUCUUUUGACAGGGGUGCACUCAGCAGUUUCAGUUCCUCAGUUGCGAGUGGUCUUAACUACUCGAAAGGCCUUUCAUCAACAAGCUCUAGUCGGGGCAGUGAAACGCUGGGGAGGCCACAAGAACCAAAUAAAAUGCAAAAGAAGAGGGCCAAGCCUGGUGAGAGCUGUAGACCAAGGCCGAGGGACAGACAAUUGAUCCAAGAUCGUAUAAAGGAGUUGCGAGAACUUGUGCCAAAUGGAUCUAAAUGCAGUAUUGAUUCACUUUUGGAGCGAACUAUCAAGCACAUGGUAUUCAUGCAGAGCAUUACAAAGCAUGUAGAAAAGCUCAGUAAAUGUCCUGGAUCAAAGUUUAUGGAUCAAGAAGUUGGCUUGCGAGGGUCCCCCUGCCCUGAGCCGGGUUCAAGCUGGGCAGUGGAAGUAGGAAGUGACCUUAAAGUUUGUCCAAUCAUUGUUGAAAACUUAAAUAUGAAUGGCCAAUUGCUUGUGGAGAUGCUCUGUGAUGAAUGCAGCCAUUUCCUUGAAGUAGCAGAGGCUAUCCGGGGCAUGGGAUUGGCAGUUUUGAAAGGAGUAACAGAAACCUAUGGUGAGAAAACAUGGAUGCGUUUUGUGGUAGAGGGGCAGACUAAUGGAAACGUGCAUCGAAUGGACAUAUUAUGGUCACUUGUGCAGCUAUUGCAGCCUAAACUGAAGACUUGA